AUGGAGGUUUUACAAACAAUUUCAAAGCCAAAAACACCUUUUUACGAUGAAGAUCCAAAAGACCGAUAUCAACUGGCAUACAUAAUCCACUUUUUACUUGGUGCCGGUUAUUUGGUUCCAUGGAAUGCAUUUAUUACGGCGGUUGAUUACUUUCAAUACUUAUACCCAACUAAACAUAUCAACAAGGUGUUUUCAGUUGGGUAUAUGUCGGCCGCGGUAACUGUGCUUUUUACCCUUAUGUUUUGGUCAAGGUCUAGCCGGGUUAAGCUGCCUUCGGUUCGAACCCGGAUGAAUUUGGGUCAGGGUUUGUUUAUUUUGGCUUUGAUGGUUGCACCGGUGACCGAUUGGGUUGAACAUGGGAACCAGACCACAACCGGGUCGAAUUUCGCGUUUGUUGUUCUUGUUACUAUGGUUAUGAUUAGUGGGUUGGCUGAUGGUCUUGUUGGUGGCAGUUUAGUCGGAGCCACUGGUGAACUUCCUGGUCGAUACAUGCAGGCUGUUUUUGCCGGCAAUGCCACCGCCGGACUUCUUGUGUCGAUUUUAAGAAUUAUAACAAAGGCGUCGCUGCCACACACUCGAAAGGGACUAAGAAUUAGUACACAGAUCUAUUUUGUGGUUAGCUCACUAUUUGUACUUCUAUGUGUGAUAUGCACAAAUGUUCUAGACAAACUACCGAUUAUUAGAUCCUACCGCAAUAGAAAACACAUUGAUCCGACUCCACACAUGUCAAUCAACUCAAAUUUUUGGGAAGUGGUGAAGAAGAUCCGAUGGCCAGUAACAACGGUUUUCCUAAUCUACGUGGUUUCUUUGUCGAUUUUCCCAGGGUAUUUGAGUGAAAACGUUAAAUCCGCACAUUUAAAGGAUUGGUAUCCUAUUUAUCUGAUAACCGCGUUUAAUGUGGGUGAUUUUUUGGGCAAGUGCUUAACAGCGGUUUAUGUGCCAAAAGAGAGUAAGGGGGCCAUAUGGUGUUGUAUGGCCCGAGUGUUGUUUUAUCCGCUUUUUGUGGGUUGUAUUCACGGACCCAAAUGGAUGCAUAGUGAGGUUCCGGUGAUAGUUUUGACCUUGAUGCUUGGUACGAGCAACGGGUACUUGACUAGUGUGCUUAUGAUCCUUGCACCCAAGUCGGUUCCGAUUGAGGAAUCUGAGGCUGUUGGGAUUGCUAUGGAGACGUUUUUAGUUGUUGGUUUAGUUUUAGGCUCGGCUUUUGGUUGGCUAUGGAACCUCUGAA
Erigeron canadensis is the source of this 1228-nucleotide messenger RNA. Its product is annotated as equilibrative nucleotide transporter 8-like. The coding region runs from base 1 to 1227 and encodes 408 amino acids. Gene Ontology annotation, molecular function: nucleoside transmembrane transporter activity. Lineage: Eukaryota; Viridiplantae; Streptophyta; Magnoliopsida; Asterales; Asteraceae. Gene Ontology annotation, biological process: nucleoside transmembrane transport. The transcript has 2 exons. The record is from RefSeq and is a predicted model, not a curated record. Gene Ontology annotation, cellular component: plasma membrane.